GCACUUCCGGGUCGCGCCGCCGCGACUUCCGGUGCGGCGUGGAAAGAUGGCUGAACCGCCGCGCGGGCGAGAAGAAGGAGACGGAGAAGAAGGCGAGGCGGGAUCGUCUCUGCUUUCCCCCGAGCUGGAGCGUUUCCUGCAGCGGCACCCGAGCUUGCGAGUCCUCCCUCCGGGGAAAAAGGUGCGCUUCAUGCUGACUGGCCAUGAGCUCCCUUGUAGGUUACCUGAACUCCAAGCUUUCACAGCUGGGAAGAAAUACCUGCGCAUGAGCAAGACCUCCGAGGUCUUGGACUACAGCGAGUACGAACCGCACAUCGUGCCAAGCACCAAAAAUCUGUAUGAAUCACUAUUCUGCAAACUCACCCUGCGUCAUCUCAAUAAGAUCCCAGAGCAUGUUCUCCGUCACGUCCAAGGCCGGCGUUAUCAGAAGGCGCUCCGACGUGUGAGUUGGCACCGAUUGUCAAAAGAAGGGCUGGAAUAUUUCCCAGCUUGUCUCUUGCAUAAACGUCGACGGCCCCGGCAAGAAACAGACAACUCUUUGCGAAAGGAGGGGAAGCCAAGGGGGCAUUCCUGGGAACCUCCCGCCAGUGAUGAAGGGGCUGAAACCGACGACAGCCUGAGUGAUUUGUACCCAGUAGUGAGGAUUGUGAGCCAGGUAUGCUACCUCUGCCACUCCGCAAAUGCAAAGACGCUCUUUGUAGGGUACAGAACGGAAUCUGCCAUAUCUGACUAUGUGUCAAGCUGUUCGAAUCUCACUCGCAUAAACAUCUCCCUAAGAUAUUUUGGCAGUUGCAACUUCAAAUAG
Thamnophis elegans (Western terrestrial garter snake) is the source of this 805-nucleotide messenger RNA. RefSeq names its product surfeit locus protein 2-like. Lineage: Eukaryota; Metazoa; Chordata; Lepidosauria; Squamata; Natricidae. The record is from RefSeq and is a predicted model, not a curated record.